ACAAAGGCAACAGUCAGUCCCGAAAAUCAGUUCCCCAUGUCACAAGCAACCUGUUUUGCACGGGUGAGUGAAGAAGAGGCGCGCGAGUUUAACCCACCUAACAACUCACCACUAGUGACCUACAACACGCAUCCACAUCGACGAGACGUAACUAACACUGCGUGAAUCGUGUGUGGUCAUUGCUUCAUUGGAAACACAUAAUGAGAGCCAGGAAUACUUGUGAUAUACCGAGGAGGGUUAACUGUUCAAAUUUCUUCUAAAGAUGAAGUGUUGCAAAGGUCAUGGAUCUUGCAAGGUGUCUGUUGAAGAGGUCAGAGGUCGUAUGGGAUCAUACCGCGUGUUGUCAGUAGUCAUGAUCGUUGUCGGAAUAGUCAGCGUCUCUUUUGGUAUCCCCACUGUAAUCUACGCUGCUCCAAAUCCAGCCAACCCGUUCACCUCCGGCUCUGGAAUUUUCACAGGAGUAUCGUCUGUCUUGAGCGGGAUCUUUGGGAUGUUGUUGAUGAAGGAGGUACUGUCAGAGAAACCAUCAAAGGCAAGGUGUCUGGUGGUGGCAGUGAGGAUGUUUUUGCAAGUACAGAUGACGGUCGGGGGUUUGCAUCUCGGUUAUUCGAUCUGGUCAUGUGUCGUCUGCUUCAGCGGUGAUGGCGGCACCACCUGCGGUGGCGAACACCGUUCUGCUCUCAGUCUGCUCGGCGUGUACAGUUCCAUCGUUGGGCUGGCCAUUUUUGUGAUGGGCAUUCUGGCCCACGUGUUCGCCUGGAAGAUAUUCAAUGCCGCCUGGUCUUUGGGCAAAAGGUCCGAAGUGGAAAUGGUUAGUGCCUAGACUUGUGACGCUAAUACCUUGACCAGACAGGCAUUACACCUGGGGGUGGUUGUACAAAGCGAUCAUAGCGCUAAGGUGAUUGUAACUCGCGUACCUUAACAUAGACUUGCGUUAGUCUUAGCGCUAAGGUUGUUUUGUACAACGGCACCACCAGCAUCACUACAAGACAGCACCAGAUCUCUACAAAACCGACCGCCGUACCAGACCAGAUCUCUACAAGACCGCUACAAAACCGCACCAGAUCUCUACAAGACCGCAACAGAUCAGUACAGGAACUUACCAAAGAAGAUGCAGUCAAACACCUUUGUGUCGAAGCUGAAGGGACAUACGUAAUACUUCGAGUUACCCGAGGUUAUCCGAGGGUUCGAAAUAAACGUGAAACCAUAACACAAACGUGAAACCUAAAGAAGGGUUACCCAGGGACAAACUUAUACUUCGAGACAACAGUAAGUUCGACUCAACAGUGUUUGACUUGUUUCCCAGCGUCAUUAUCACUACUGAACAUAAACAAGAAAACAAAUUUAAUAACCUUCCUGUCAAUUCACGCACCUGGAUGCUUCAUUUCUUCUUCAUGGACAGUUUUCCAUUAAAGGCUGGAUGCUCCCAUUUCAGGAUUAGUGUCUGAAACGGUAUAAUUGUAGGCUUGGUGUUCUGGUCCAUACUGCUUUGUCAUCACGUUACCUGGAUGGACAGGUAAAGGUCAAGCGACAUGUAAAGACAAUCAUAUGUAAAACAGAUCUUGCCUAUGAAAUACUCGUAUGUAUACAAUGUUAUUCUUCGCACAAUGUACAAGUGUACAGUAUACCCUCAGAUUCCACGGCACAAUAUAUCAAGAAAGUGUUUAGAAAAGUUCAUUAUAUCUGUUAUAAGUUUUUGCCCCUUUACGGUUGCAAUGUCUAAAAGUUACUAGGCAUGUAUUCACAAAGAUUAAGUAAUUAUCACGAUACACAACUGUCCAAACAUACAUUUUAUACUGAACUCCCAAAUGUGUUUGAAACCUUCACAACCGUGUGCUUUACGUCUAUAUUGACAUGUUUCCAUUACCGAUCCUAUAUAUACUAGUCAGAUUUUCUAUCGACAGUUCAGGAAAAUUGUUCAGUGUUCAGCUAAACCGGUUUCAUUGGGAUUAUUCGUUGAUUCUCGUGGAACCAGUUACAAGGCGCAUUUGGAUUAUUCGUUAAUUCGGUUAAACCGGUUACAGGGUGCAUUCGGACAAAUCAUUAAUUCUGGUCAAACCGGUUGUUGGGCACACAACUCCGGUAAAUAUUAGAAGUAACGGACAUACUGUGAACAAGCAGUGAGCUACUGCUGAUAAUGUUCACCUGGAUUAUAUUUUUAUCAUAAAGAAUUUAAAGCUGACUUACUUCUCUCACUACUUUGGUUCUCGAUAAAAUGUAAGACCGUUAACCCUGUGUCGUAACCCGAGAAUCUUUUACGUCGUCACGUAAUACAGUAUAUGCAGAAACUUCCGUGCCUAUAUUUUAUACAACUUUAUUUUCCGAAUUAAUUUUAAUUUGGCCACAACAAUUUUAUUUCUUGUUUUACAGAUUUUUGUCCUUAGAAAAAUUAAGGCCAGAAAGACAAAAAAUAUGAAAAAGAUCACCAGUCAAAGUAACAUUCCUAAAAAAUACUAAAAUCAUUUUACUUUUAGCAAUUUAUGAAGUG
Molecule: messenger RNA, 2488 nt
Organism: Haliotis rubra (blacklip abalone)
Lineage: Eukaryota; Metazoa; Mollusca; Gastropoda; Lepetellida; Haliotidae
Exons: 4
Coding region: 263-823 (186 amino acids)
Source: RefSeq, a predicted model, not a curated record